CUUUUUAUGUUCUUCUCAUCUUGCUGCUUCCAAUAUUGCUGCCACUCGAUGUGCCGCUACUGCUGCUGCUGCCGCUGCCGCCGCUGCUGCUGCUGCCGCCGAGUUUUUGGAAAGGGACCAAGAUUUAUGAGACGUAAAACAUCUGAGCGGGUUUUAUCCUUCAAAGCAGGGACGAGUUGGUCGCCUCGCACCGCCACCAGGGACGUUUGGGGCAGCUUCAGAGCAGGCGAAGCAGAGCCAUUGUCGGACUCAGAGGCAACGAAGCCAAAGCAAGGCAGGGCUCAAGGCAGAAAACGUUAUGACCGUGUCUCAGAAAGCGCCCCUUGACAUGAGUUGUGACGUUUUUCAUUUUUUUCUGGUACCCAAGUCCAUAAGCGUAGAUAAAGCGAUCUUGUUGAUAUAAGUAGAUUUUGGAGAAGAAUUCGGGGAAGAGGGAAGAGAUGAAGAUGUGAACGAGAACUGGAACCCUGGAAGCUCGAUGAAGCUCGGUACGGGAGGAAAGAAAAAGAAAACAGACAGCAAGAAGGCCAGGGACACAAGAUGAACAUCGCGCUGCUUUUGUGAAACAAGAUGAACGGAAAACAAAGAAGAAAGAACAUGAGGAAAGGUCCAAAGAAAUGCAAAAGGUUGUUUUAAGAAGCCUUCCAAUUCUAAUAGCGAUGGCCUCCAACCUAAUAGCGAUGGCCUCCAACCUAAUAGCGAAGGCCUUCAACCUAAUAGCGAAGAAAGACAGAAACGAUGUUGCUACAACCCUUGCAAGUCAGUUCCGUGCCACUGCUAUUCUUUGCUCAGCCUGCUGGGCCAACUGGCCCGAACCUUGCGAGGAAAAGCGCCACGGUUGCAUUGCUUCUGUCCGUCCCAGUCGGGGUCAAACCCGAGUUGAACAAAGACUAAGGAGUAGCAGACUCCAAAGUUAGUGGAGUCGUGGAGUCUUGGACAAAUUCCUAUGGUUGGAUUCGACCAUUCCAUCACGUCAGCCAUCCAAAGGCAGGAAAGCAUGGAGGCAAAAUCUACAUCCAUGGCAAAGAUGUCAAGGGUGGUAUGGGGUUUCUUCCUGUUGGCGGCUCUGUGGAGUUCUACGUUUUUGAAGAUGAUGCCGGUCUCGGGGCCGAAGAAUGCGUUUUGACAGAGAAAGGCAAAGGCAGCAAGGGUGGCAAGGGUUGGGGGUGGGACUCCAAAGGUUGGGACAUGAAAGGGUGGGAUAUGGGGAAAGGUUGGGACAUGGGAAAGGGAUGGGACAUGGGAGCUUGGGAAAUGGGAAAGGGAUGGGAUAUGGGAAAGGGCUGGGAUUCUGGCAAGGGCUGGGGUGGCAAGGGUGGGUGGGAUGGAGGUGGCAAGAAAGGCUGGGAUUCUGGCAAAGGAGGUGGGAAAGGGAAAGGUGCUUCAAAAGGUGGCAAAGGGGAGUCAGGUGGCAAGGACCGGAAAGGCAAAGACUCCAAAGAGAGUUCAAAGGGAAAGUCCAAAGGUUCCAGCGGCCUCGAGGUGAAACCAGGUUCUUCUGAGACCCCGGAGGUGGUCUCGGACUGGUCGGGUUACACUGGCCUGUCUGGCGGCCAAGGUUCCCAGGCUCACGUCGACACAUCUAGACUAAAGCCAGCACCAAUAACAGGAUCUCCACCUCCACCACCACCAACUGGUGGUCCAAUGCCGACGAAGCCCGUUGGCGGGGCCAUGAUGCCAGGUAUGGCAUCGCCUGUGUGGCCAGAGGUGAGACCUGGUCCAGCGCCAUAUUUGAUGGGCGGAGUGGGCACGGCACCGGUGCCGGCUAUCAAUAGUGUGCCGGUGAACCAGAUGCCCUACCAGUAUGGCCAGAUGAUGCCAGGUAUAAGCCCACCUAUGCAUCAACCUCUGCCCAUGAAUCCACCAGCUUUGGGAAUGUAUCCCGGUCAUGUUCCACCCAAUCCCGCACAUCCUGUUCACCCUGGUUUGGCACCAGGUCCAUACGAACCAGAGGCUGCUUGGGGACAAUGGAACACUUUGUGAGGCCAUGGAGAGCAGCAAAGUUGGCAAGUCAUUUUCCAAAAGUAGAUGCUUGGCAAGCCGACACUAAGACACCAACCAUGUGGCCUCAAUGAUUUGUAGUCAGGCUGGCCAAGUAUACCUGUAGAUUACUGUGCGCCAUCUGUGUAGGUUGCCACCUUGCGACUGUGCGGCCUUUCUUCCUACAUUUGUUGAAUUCAACUCUCGACAUUUUGUAGCACUUUGUUAGACGGGAUCUUUGCAGCAGCUGUAGCACGUCGCGAGUCUUGCAUUUCUUUGAAAGGGUGUGGCAACAAGGCUCCUGGACUCCUUGGUACCUAGUACCCAUGAUUGAGAUUUCACAUGCCCGUUGGGUAUCGAAAUUUGCGGAAAACGACUGCACUGAAUGCAUUGGAAAGGCUGCUGUUAACAUUCCAUUUGUCUUCGUGGAUGCCUGGACGUUUAGUUCACCUCCAGGAGAAGUUUAGUAUUCUGCCUCGUUUGGCCAACAUCUUCGAC
Messenger RNA from Durusdinium trenchii, 2478 nucleotides. NCBI's taxonomy places the organism in Eukaryota, Dinophyceae, Suessiales, Symbiodiniaceae. The record is from the annotation of a GenBank genome assembly.